Messenger RNA from Seriola aureovittata, 2545 nucleotides. RefSeq names its product UBX domain protein 11 (gene ubxn11). The coding region runs from base 354 to 1613 and encodes 419 amino acids. The record is from RefSeq and is a predicted model, not a curated record. Gene Ontology annotation, biological process: proteasome-mediated ubiquitin-dependent protein catabolic process. NCBI's taxonomy places the organism in Eukaryota, Metazoa, Chordata, Actinopteri, Carangiformes, Carangidae. The transcript has 11 exons. Gene Ontology annotation, molecular function: ubiquitin binding.
GGAGUUCACUCGCAGUGUCCGGCUGGUCUCAGGUAAAAUGAGCUCACCUUUGUCUAUGCUGAAGAAAACGAGGCGCACUCCGCUGCAGGGCCCUCUGGACGAGCAACGAAUUUCAGUCAGCAUUAGUUGACAGUGCUGAUGAUGAUCCAUCUGAUACAAAUCCUCUCCAGUCCUCCCACACGCCAGCCAGCAAAGCCUCCACUUCAAAAUCAAAAGCCCCUUUAAAGAAAGGUACAAGUUAAUACAGAGUUAUUUAUCCCAGUGUGAAGUACAUUUUUUUGAUUUGCUGUUAUAGAAAACAAAGCUAACUCUAACUCUGAUAAUCAGUUGCUCCACCAAGCGACUUUGAGCUCAUGUCUGCCAUGAUGCAGCGGGUGAACCUGCUGGAGAAAAAAGUGAGGAGCCAAGCGCAGGAGAUCGAGUGCAAGAAUAAAAAGAUCUCCGUUUUGGAGAAGAAGCUGAAGGUUUGGAAAGAAUCAGGGAGUGCACAUGAUCUGAGCGGCAGAGAGGAUCUUGAAAAAAGGUGCCAACAACUGCAGAACCAAGUGCAUGAAAUGGAGAGCUUUCUAAAUGACUAUGGUUUGCUCUGGGUGGGAGAUGGGGAGACCAGUGACUCAGAGGACUGUGCGCAGACAUACAGCUCAGGUAGAGGCCUCUGGCAGCCAGGCAUCUCCGGGGUCAGGGAUUUCUACAUGAACUUUGACCUUGUGAUGCUGAGGAUCAUGGAGCUGAACAUCCUCGCAGGGGAGGGAGAGUCUUUUGUGCAGUCGACAGCCACGGGGGCCCAGCUGGCAAAAAAGGAGCCUAUUCAACUUAGGCUCUACAGCAAUGGCAUUGUUAUGUUUGAUGGUCCUUUCCGCUCUUAUCAGGAGCACAGCACCCAGCAGUGCAUGCGUGAUCUGAUGGACGGGUAUUUUCCAUCUGAGCUUCAGGAAAGAUUUCCAGAUGGUGUUCCUUUUGAGGUGUGUCUCCGUUUCUUUCCGUUUGCCUGUCAGCAAAUGUGCAAAGUUAUGACUUAUCAAAAACUUACUGUGCAGGUUCAUGACAGGCGAGAUGAAGAAUUUAUCUUCAGGCUACCGUGGGAGAAAGAUGAUUCAUCAUGUGUUGCCAGCUCUCAAAUACCUGGCAAGACAGUGACCAUGGAUCAGUUCCUGAACAGGCUGCCGAAGGUGGUGGUCAAGGCUGGUCGCGUGAUUGAUGUCAGGGACUCACUGAGAGCAACCCUGCAGGGUUCAUCUGAUGUGCAGAGCAGCGAAUCAGUGGUCUUCAUAGACACAGCCGCACUGCAGGCAAUGAGAGAGAGACUGGAGACAUCCAGCUCUGACAGGCCAUCGUCACCCCGUGAUGUCAUCACGCUCAAGGUGAAGUCUGAGGAUGGGAGUCAUACUUACAUCUUGAAAAUGUGCUUCUCAGAAACAAUCGGCCACCUGCGACAGUAUCUGGACAAACACAGAGGCAGUGGUCUCCCUGGUUACGACAUCAUCAGCGCGUACCCACCAUGCUGCUAUGAUGACGACUGCAGGACGCUCCCAUCAUGUGGACUCACGACUAAUGCUACUCUGCUGCUGCGAAGGAGACAUUCAUUGACUGGAGUCAAUCAAAUAAACCUAUGAAAAGUCAUAUGACUUGUAAGGCACUUUUUUUUUUUUUUUUUUUUUUAAAUCAGCCUUUUUCACAGAAGACGUGUCAGUCAUAGUAAGAACAGUACAGGUGUUCAAGUGUCCCCUACAGUGAGCUGCGAUGCACAGUACCAGGCCCCUGAAGCUGAAGCAGCUAAAUGGAUUUGCUUUUCCUACUCUGUCAAAAUGGCUUCUGUGAAAAAGGUCCACCCUUGAGUGACAGAAAAUCCUGUUAGUGACACAGAUGUGGAUGCAUUGAUCAAACUGAUACCAAUUCCAAUACCUUAAUUCCAGGUAUCUGCUGAUGCCAAGGGUCUUUUUUUUCCAAAAGUAGAAUCUGUCAAUCUCACAGCUUUGAAAGUCAUUUGGAUCAUUUUUAUGUAGCAGGAGAACUGAGCCGUUUGUCCACUGAAACAUUAUGCUUUAUCCCAAUGACAAAAGAAAAAAUAUUUUACGUGGAGCGGUCAUGUCAAGGUUGAUACCUGAUCUGCUUAAUAAGAUGAGUAUCAAGGCCAACGCGGAUCCAGUGUAUUGAAUCAGUGCAUCCCUAGCUAUAGAAAGCUAUUUCUCCUGGUUCUCUGCACAGAGAGAAUAAAAAGAAUGCAGUUACAAACCAAUGAGAAUGAAAUAAAACAAAAUCCCAAACAAAUUAAAACAAAACAAAAUGUUGAAAAUCUUUAUUUCUAAAAUAUGCAAAUACAAACAAGGACAAAGGUAUGAAAAUAUAAACAUCUUUUUCCCUUUCGCAAAACAUUUGAGAUGUUAAGGCAUGCGGAACCUGACUUUUCCAAAGAUAAAUCUUGUGCUACACGAGGUUAAAGGUCCCAUGAAAUGAAAAAUGGCUUGUGUCCCUGGGUGUGUUGUUCGGUUUAAUUUGUCAAAAAGUCAUUGUUGCAUAUUUUUAUAUUAAAAUCCCUUACUCUUUG